This is a messenger RNA of Striga asiatica, 975 nucleotides long. NCBI's taxonomy places the organism in Eukaryota, Viridiplantae, Streptophyta, Magnoliopsida, Lamiales, Orobanchaceae. The record is from the annotation of a GenBank genome assembly.
AUGUCAAACUCAAACCCAUCAUCCCCUUCACCAAACGAUGACGACGAGCCGCUACACGAUCUCCCUAAAGCACGGUUUUGGGACGCCGUGGACCUCUCCCAGUGGGAAGGCUAUUGGUUUCGUCUCAGCCUCAUGAAGCCGGCCAUCUUCUUCCGUUCAAAUUUCCAGGCCCGAGAUGACGACAUCCUCCUCGCGUCCACCAUGAAAACGGGCACGACGUGGCUCAAAGCCCUAUCCCUAUGCAUCCUUCACAAGAACACACACGACCAUCUUUUAUCACUCGAAAACCCUCAUUUCCACGUCCCCACUAUAGAAGCCAUGACAUAUGCGACCAAAAACCUACCCGUCGAUGUUUACGACACGUCAACUCCUCAUCUCCUCCACACACACCUUCCCUACGCCGUUCUCCCGGACUCCGUCAAGAACUCCGCGUGCAAAAUCGUGUACAUUGCACGUAACCCUAAGGACACCCUCAUCUCGAUGUGGCACUUCUUUAACAAGGUCUAUAGGCCAAACGAGAAUCCAUUCCCACUAGAAGAAGCGCUCGAUGGAUUUUGUAAUGGAAUUCAUCUGUAUGGGCCGUAUUUCGAUCACGUGGCCGAGUAUUGGGUCGAGAGUCGGAGAAGGCCGGGUAAAGUGAUGUUUGUCAAGUACGAGGAGCUGAAGAGUGAUCCCAAUGGACGUGUUGCGGAGAUUGCGGAGUUCUUGGGGAGGCCAUUUGUGGAUGGGAGGGAGAUUGAUGAAGUGUUGUGGAGCUGCAGUUUGGAAAGGCUCAAGGGUUUGGAAGUGAAUAAGGGUGGUUCUCUUUUUUCCAACAUUCCAAAUAGUGGUGGUUCUAUUUUCAACGUGCCAAAUAGUUUGUUCUUUAGGAAAGGUGAGGUUGGGGAUUGGAAGACCUACUUGACCCCGGAGAUGGAACACCAAAUUGACCAAGUAAGCCGUGAGAAGUUCGAGCCAUUAGGCCUCUUCUUUUAG